GUCUAAAUAUCACGAGCCUGAGGUAUACAUGAAUAUUUAUGAGGUGAAUCUAAAGAAAAAAAGGAAUCCGAUCUAUCAUUUUAUUCCCGGAAUUUUUUCAUUCAUAUACACACAUAUUAUUACAAAGCUAAUUGUAGUCCUUGACCUAGGAAAAUUUUGAUCACAAAAAGGGAAAAGUAAUUUGCACAAUGUAUUCUUUUGUAUUGUUUUCAUUUCAGUAAAUACAGCGCGAUCACGGGCGCCUGUGAGCUCGAUCAUGAGCUCAUAUCCUAUUGAAAAAAAAUGUACGGGUCAUUGUAUUCAAGAAGAUUUAUUACUUAAAUUAAACUAUAUUCGUUGAUAUUUUGAUUAUUAUUUGUGUAACAAUAACAACACGAUUUAAAUUAAAUAAUCCGACUAGUUCUUGUCCGAAUUAUUUUGAAUGAUUUCCUAAUGUAAACAAUCCCAUGCCAUCAUGCCGCACAUUGCUACAUUUGAUGAGUACCAAGAGUUAGAAUCGUUUAUUGAAAAUUUAGAGCGGGACACAACAUCGCGGUUCAUCACACAGAGGAUAAGUAACAAAAGACACUUCAGUUUGCAACCCGGAGAUGUUUCAUCUUUAAAUGGUCACAAAAUUCUUUGGCAAGAUUGUCAAGAAACAGUUAGUCCUUCUGUUGAAUUUGAUGGCACUCCUUACAUCAACAUAGGAUGGAUGGUAAAAGAAUGUCAUCAUGGACCAGAUAGACAGAGGAGAGCAAAGGAGAAAAAAAAACAAAGACGUAAACCUGGAGACCAUGAUUACUCUAAUAAAGGAAAAGCACGCAAGUAAAUCCAAAUGUCGAAAAAGCAAGCUUGUCCAGCAACAAUAAGAAUAAGAGCCAUCAUGAAAUUCCCUGAUUUCAAGGUAGAUUCAUAUAACAACAAAUUGAUGAAAAGGAAGAUAUCUAGAAAUCUCAAACAAGCUUUUGCAAACAGAGACACAAUUCAAAAAUCCCUUGUUUAUUUGGUGUCAUAUCCAAGUGUCAAAGACCACAAGAACCACCUUACUGGAGAGGUAAGUGUUA
Messenger RNA from Saccostrea cuccullata (small rock oyster), 1043 nucleotides. RefSeq lists its product as uncharacterized. The transcript has 4 exons. Gene Ontology annotation, molecular function: DNA-binding transcription factor activity. NCBI's taxonomy places the organism in Eukaryota, Metazoa, Mollusca, Bivalvia, Ostreida, Ostreidae. The record is from RefSeq and is a predicted model, not a curated record. The coding region runs from base 455 to 808 and encodes 117 amino acids.